UAUCUUGUUUCAUGUCUGUGAGGAACAUGUGUGACUUGUUUUUCAUCCUUCCUGCUGAUGUAACAUGUUCUUAUUUCAGAAACCGACACAGGAGAUGGAUCAUGCUGACGUUGUUUAUCUGGUCAUGUGGCUCAACAUUCGGUUCUGCCUUCCUGUCACAGUUCUGAUCAUCGGGUUGUGCUGCAUGGUUCGACUGGAAAACAUUCCUGUCAUCAAGUACAUGAACCUUCUGGUCUCCAAUCUGGUCCAGUUCAGCUCCAUGAUCGUCUGGGUGGCACAAAAGGAUGAAAGAGAGAUCCCCGUCUGGUCUGUGGCCGUGUAUUACUGCAGCGUGUUGGCCAGUCUGGGCUUCCGGGUCUGCAUCACUCUGGAGAGGUAUUUUGUGAUCGUCCCCCCAAAGCGGCAGUGCAUCAAACAACCUAUAAGUUCUGCGUUGAUCUGCUUCAUGAUGUGGGGUGUUUGUCUUACAGCUGCUCCGUUUCUGAGGGCCUAUCAACAUGUUUUACCCAUCUUUGUUUUCGUAGUUUUUGCUCUGGCCAUCCUCUCGGCCCCCAUCAUGGUUUUCUGUCUCACUCAGAGCAUCAGAUCGCUUCCUGCUGCCACCUCUGUGUCCACAGAGGAGAAACGCAGAGCUGUGGGGGUUUUGGUUUUCUUUGUGGUCAGUUACACUGAGAUGAUCCUCUCCACAGACAUUUGGUCUGUUUUAGUCUCCAGCUCGUUUUUAUUCCAUCUGUCUGACUUCAAAGUGAUAGUUUAUACUUUUCUACUGAAUCCUUUUAUGGACCUGGUUCUGUUUGUUUUCAUGUGUAAAGGUCCCAUUUAUAAGCUGUUGGGACAUCUGUGCUGCUGCAGCAUGGAUCAGACUGCAGAUAAAGUAAUUGAGGAGAUUUACGAGUUGGAAUGAUGAUGAACACAUUGAAAGCAUAUUAGGAGGCAGUAUUUAAAAAGACAAACCACUAAAAAAACAGAACUUUAAAAGUCUUCUACGACAUCACGCAGUAAACAGAAAUCAUUGUUUUUUGUCAUUUCAUGUUUAACUUCAGUUUAUGGUUGUAUGAACUUUCUUUUGAGUUCUACAUUUUGGCUUAUCUGCCUCAGCAAAAUAUGCAGCAAAUAUGGUAAGAUGUGAAAUGUUCUAUAGCUACUUGUAAAACUCCUGCUACUACCAGCAAAUGCAACUGACUAAACAAUAACUCAGUAAGCAAUACUUUCUUUAUUCGCUAGCCUGAUAUAUAAUUUAAGGUUUUUAAUGACUACAUGUGGCUCCAGGGAUAAGAUUUCUGACAGAGUUGUUUCUGUUGGUUUUUUGUAUUGUGAUAAGGAACUAAAUGCUCCAACAUGGGAACAUAGGAUCAGAAAAUAACUUUAAAACUUCAAAUCAGAUGAGUUCAUCCAUAUGUUCUCCAUGUGAUUUUCAUGAUUCCUUUGAUUAAGUAUUAAAUGUGUUACAAUCAGAUGAAUAUUAAUUUAUUUCCUCCAGA
Messenger RNA from Poecilia reticulata (guppy), 1481 nucleotides. RefSeq lists its product as uncharacterized. Gene Ontology annotation, biological process: positive regulation of Rho protein signal transduction; phospholipase C-activating G protein-coupled receptor signaling pathway. Lineage: Eukaryota; Metazoa; Chordata; Actinopteri; Cyprinodontiformes; Poeciliidae. Gene Ontology annotation, cellular component: plasma membrane. The record is from RefSeq and is a predicted model, not a curated record. Gene Ontology annotation, molecular function: G protein-coupled receptor activity.